Plutella xylostella (diamondback moth) is the source of this 1774-nucleotide messenger RNA. Its product is annotated as fatty acyl-CoA reductase wat. Gene Ontology annotation, molecular function: alcohol-forming very long-chain fatty acyl-CoA reductase (NADP+) activity. Lineage: Eukaryota; Metazoa; Arthropoda; Insecta; Lepidoptera; Plutellidae. Gene Ontology annotation, biological process: long-chain fatty-acyl-CoA metabolic process. Gene Ontology annotation, cellular component: peroxisome. The record is from RefSeq and is a predicted model, not a curated record.
CACCCAAAUUUAGUCGAAACCCGGAAGAAAUUCGGGAAAUUUUCCACUAAUCCAGGGUUAGUAGUGUAGUAAAUCAUUGUUUAGUCAGCGGUCUCGUAGCGUAGUGCAAACGUGGUUUUUGGGUUUCUAAAUAAAGAUAAGCCCUGAUCCAAGAUGGCGAUGGAUCCUGCUAGUGACAUCGCGAUGCUGUCGCGCAUGCGCACUAUCCGCGCGGCUGAGGAGCGCGGAGACUCGCGGGUGCAGCGCGCGCUCGCCGGAGCCACCGUCUUCAUCACCGGGGGCACCGGCUUCCUGGGGAAACAACUUGUUGAGAAACUCUUCAGAUCUUGUCGAGACAUCAAGAAAAUUUUCCUCCUUGUGAGAGAGAAAAAGGGAAAAUCCAUUGAAGAGAGACUGAAGGAGACUCUAAAAGAUCCUGUAUUCGACGAGGUCCGCAAGGUGAACUCCUACUUCGAGAAGCGGCUGGUGCCGGUGGCCGGCGACGUGGCGGAGCUGAGGCUCGGACUGAGCGACGAGGACUGGAAUAUGCUGGCUGAGGAGGUAAACUUCAUCUACCAUAUCGCAGCCACCGUCAAAUUCGACGAGCCCCUGAAAGUGGCCAUCCUCACGAACGCCCGCGGCACAAGGGAAGCCAUAACCCUGGCCAAGAAGACCAAGGACCUGAAGACCUUCGUCUAUGUAUCCACAGCGUUCUCAAACUGCUACAAUUCGGAGGCUUAUGAGAAGUUCUACCCGACUCCCGUGUCAGCGCAAACGAUUAUCGAUUUUGUUGAAACGUUUGAUGAGGAACGACUAGAUGCUAUCACUCCGGAAAUACUCGGAGGUUGGCCCAACACGUAUUCGUUUUCGAAAGGGAUAGCGGAAGAUGCUGUCAGGACUCUUUGCACAGACAUCCCCACCUGUGUGGUGCGACCAGCCGUUGUGUUUCCUACCGUAUGUGAGCCAGCACCGGGCUGGUUGGACAUGGGCAAUGUGUUUGGUCCAAGUGGUUUACUCCUGGGUAUAGGAAUGGGUAUAACCCACACAACUCUAGUGAACCCUGAGGGUAAAAUCGACGCAGUACCAGUCGACUACGUUAACAACGCAACCAUCUGCGCGACGUACGAGACCGUCCAACGCUACGCAAAGGGACACAGAGAUAUCAAAAUAUACACUGUCUCUAAUCUUAGGAACGUAUUUACUUGGAAUAAAUGCAGUGACGUCUUAGAAACGACGGGUCGAGAACUCGUUUCUCCGAAGGCCAUUUGGUACUGUGGAACAAUCGUGGCACAAAACGAAAAAAUGCUUCUUAUACUUUCACUACUUCUGCACUUCAUUCCAGCGUUUUUCAUUGACAUUGUAUUAAAAAUGAAGGGGAGUAAAAUCAGACUCACAAGACUAUACACAAAGGCUUACAAACUGAACAUAGUCCUAAAAUACUUCCUACUCCGGGAGUUCCGACACCAUGACGACAACACACUAGAUCUCUUCAACAGAUUGUCGGACACUGACAGAAACAUCUUCAACUUUGACGUAGCAGAUAUCGACUUCAACGUCUACAUAAAAUACUGGUGGCUUGGACUGAGAAAGUACAUCAUUAAGGAUGGAUUGACAGGCACUAAAGAGGCGGUUCGGAGGCAGAAAUGGCUAAAAGUUGUCAACUAUGUUGUAGUUAUUUUGUAUGCUUUUAGUGGUUAUAAGUUGCUGAUGUUUAGUGGGUCGGUUCUUUGGAUGUGCUUAAGAUGGUUGUUUUGAAGUUUGUGUGAAUAAAAUUCUGUUGUGUUUGUAAGUUUUA